Rosa rugosa (rugosa rose) is the source of this 1239-nucleotide messenger RNA. Its product is annotated as F-box/kelch-repeat protein At3g23880-like. Gene Ontology annotation, molecular function: protein binding. The coding region runs from base 1 to 1239 and encodes 412 amino acids. The transcript has a single exon. Lineage: Eukaryota; Viridiplantae; Streptophyta; Magnoliopsida; Rosales; Rosaceae. The record is from RefSeq and is a predicted model, not a curated record.
AUGGCAGAGCUUUCCAAGUUUGCCGAAGAGAUUAUGGUGGAAAUCCUGUCAAGGCUCCCUCCAAAAUCUCUGAUGCGAUUCAAGUGCGUCCGUAAAUCCUGGCAAUGUUUGAUCAAUAACUCCGACUUCGCAGCCAGACACCUCUCCAUUACCAAGAACAACAAACAUCCAUCCUCCAUUACAAUAGCUUUCACCCGUCGUGUCCUUGAAGACAUCAACUCUAGCAAGAAGAGAAUUUUAUUGUCGUUAUUCGAUGUUUCCCAUUGUAAUGAUGGUGAUGAUGAACUUGAUCCUAUUGUCGAGGAUAUCCACAGUCCGGUAUCUGCCGGUUUGGUAGAUUGGCAACGUUUCCGUGUAAAUAUUUCAACUCACUGUGAUGGAAUACUAUGUCUAACUGAUGGUGGAAAAUACAUUGUUUUAUGCAAUCCAGCAAUCAAGGAGUUCAAGCUUUUGCCCGUGCCUUCUUCGAAUUCUAUUUCAUAUGGUGAGGGAUUUGGUUAUGAUCUCAAAUCGAAAGAUUACAAAGUUGUUCGAAUUUUAUCUAAUGGGCGGGAAGAGUAUAUGGAUGGUAUGCAUAAGCGUGUUGUUAUUCGUCCUCCCACAGUAGAAGUAUACAGCCUCCUUACAAAUUCUUGGAAAGAAAUCAAGAUUGAUAAUUUAAUAACGAAAACUACGAUCUAUUGGCCCCAGUCAUAUGUUUCCGUAUACCACAAGGGUAUUCUUUAUUGGUGUGGACAUGAAGAACUCCGACGAAAGAAUUUCAUUGUCAGCGACUAUUCAGAAGAUGAAGAGGAUGAUGAAGGUGAGAUGAAAGAUAGCAUUAUUUCGUUUGAUAUAGGGGACGAGGCAUUUUAUGUUAUAUCGUUCCCAGGUGAUUGUCGUUUAUAUGGUUGUGGGCUUGGAUUAUGGAAAGAAUCAAUUGCUCUUUGUACUUCUGGUCCUUGGAGUCCUGAUCCAUCAACGAAGGAGACUCUGGAGAUAUGGUUGAUGGAUGACCUUGGUGGUGGUGAGGGUUCUUGGACAAAGUACUUGACCUUUGAGCCGGUAGUAGCUCACAUUAUAGGUCAAUUAGGAUUAUUUUGGGACAAUAAGCAAUUAGUUGCUAUUUUCAAGACCAACUGUGCAGUAAUCUUUUAUGAAGUUUGUACCAACAAGUUUAAAUGUCUUCCUCUGAACACCGAGAUUCUGGAUUACUCUCAAGCUGUUGAAUGUACGAGAAGUAUAGUUUCCAUCAAAUGA